GUGGAGUUGGGUUUCUUCGGCUGCUCGAGGGAGUCGAGGGUCUCGCCAGUCGCCUCCAUUCCCAAGCGGGCUGCUUUUGGGCACCCAGGCCUCGCCGUCGCUGCCGCCACCACAAUGUCCUCCGACUUCGAGGGCUACGAGCAGGACUUCUCGGUUCUCACCGCGGAGAUCACGAACCGCAUCGGGAAGGUGCCCAAGUUGCUAGGAGAUGAGAAGAGGCAAAUGGUUUCAAAUGUGGAGAAGCACCUGGAAGAAGCAAGAGAGCUGCUGGAACAAAUGGAGCUUGAAGUUCGAGAAAUCCCUCCACAGAGCCGAGGCAUGUACAGCAGUAGAAUGAGGAGCUACAAGCAAGAAAUGGAAAAACUUGAAGCAGAUUUUAAAAGGUCACGGAUUGCCUACAGUGACGAGGUGCGGAAUGAGCUCCUAGGGGAUGAUGGGAAUUCCUCGGAGAUCCAGUUGAUAAAAUUACGUGAAGAGAGGGCACAUCUGCUCGAUAACACAGAGAGGCUGGAAAGGUCAUCUCGGAGACUAGAGGCUGGAUACCAAAUAGCAGUGGAAACUGAACAGAUUGGUCAGGACAUACUGGAAAACCUCAGCCAUGAUAGAGAGAAGAUUCAGCGUGCUAGAGAAAGACUCAGAGAAACAGAUGCAAACUUGGGCAAGAGUUCAAGGAUCCUUACAGGAAUGUUACGAAGGAUCAUCCAAAACCGGAUUUUGAUAGCUAUCUUGGGGAUCAUCGUCAUCUUUGCAGUCGUGAUGGUUAUUUAUUUUUCUGUCAAGGGACACUGAUAUCUUUGUUCUUCACUAACCAGCAACAAACUGCUUCAGCGUAAUUAAGACAAAGUGGCCCACAUGAAUCAUUCUCUUGCACUGAAAUGGUUCUUCCCUCUCAAAGCCCGCAGGUCAACUCUGGUGCAAGUAGCAUAAGCAUAUUCUGUCUUACUGGCUGCAUGUGCAUUUGAUAUUUUUCUUUGUUUUAGGGAGUGUGUCAUAUAGCGUGACUGUUCUGGUUUUCCCGUAUUAACAUAUGGAAUGAACAUACAUAAUUAGCAGAUAUACAAGAUCGCAUAGUAAUUAGCAUAUGAAAUUCCAAACCAGAUUAUUAAUGUUGACAAUUCUAAGAGGUUAAACACCUUGUGUUGAGUUAGUAUUUAUAUCUCUGGCAGGAUGUUUAGUCGUGAUUUAGGAUUUUGGGAAAGGACCAAACAAAAUUUCAACAACAUACUCUCACAUACUCAUGCUUGAAUAACUGUCACAGAUAUAACCCAGCAAAGCAGAGGAGUUAUUGUUUCUAAUAAACCUAUCAACUUGAUAAGAUGUCCACUGCGAACCUAUUAUUCUAGUGAGAUCUUUCUUCUUAUUUCUUUCAAACUUCCCCCCCCCCUGACAUGUAUAUAGUGUUGCCCUAUUAUCAUGUUACUGUGCUGUUAAUUUUGCUUUGUAUUAUUGAGAUUUUUGUGUAUGUGGAGUCUUGUAUGAGAAGAAACUGGAUAACAGAUGUAUAAAGAUCCUCUCUAUGUCAGUUCUAAAUUUAAAUUCAACAAAAUAAUGAUACUUAGAAUUUGAAGUUCUAUGCUAGAAUAAAUAUGAUGAGAUUG
Elgaria multicarinata webbii is the source of this 1598-nucleotide messenger RNA. It is a transcript of the gene VTI1A, whose product is annotated as vesicle transport through interaction with t-SNAREs 1A. The transcript has 9 exons. The record is from RefSeq and is a predicted model, not a curated record. NCBI's taxonomy places the organism in Eukaryota, Metazoa, Chordata, Lepidosauria, Squamata, Anguidae. Gene Ontology annotation, biological process: macroautophagy; intracellular protein transport; vesicle fusion with Golgi apparatus. Gene Ontology annotation, cellular component: SNARE complex; endoplasmic reticulum membrane; ER to Golgi transport vesicle membrane. Gene Ontology annotation, molecular function: SNARE binding; SNAP receptor activity. Bases 115 to 789 code for a protein of 224 amino acids.